This is a messenger RNA of Cynara cardunculus var. scolymus (artichoke), 840 nucleotides long. Its product is annotated as general transcription factor IIF subunit 2. NCBI's taxonomy places the organism in Eukaryota, Viridiplantae, Streptophyta, Magnoliopsida, Asterales, Asteraceae. The transcript is spliced from 6 exons. Gene Ontology annotation, cellular component: transcription factor TFIIF complex. Gene Ontology annotation, biological process: transcription by RNA polymerase II; transcription initiation at RNA polymerase II promoter. The record is from RefSeq and is a predicted model, not a curated record. Bases 1 to 840 code for a protein of 279 amino acids.
AUGGACGACCCAAUCAACGCCACCACCAAAAUCUCCGUCUCGGCGAAGGCUAACAGCGGCGGGGGACAAAAGUUAUUGGAGACGAGCAAAUCGGAGAGACAUGUUUGGCUCAUGAAAUGCCCUCCAAUCGUGUCUCGUUCACUUUCGCAACAACAACCACACCUACCGUCGCCUCCCGAUUCUUCUUCUGCUCCAAUCACCGCCAAGGUUAUCGUCAACGUUGAUCCUCUGCUCCCUAAUGAAGAUUUCUCAUCUACUCAGUUGGAGUUGCUGGGCACUGAUCAAUCUGGGAGAGUACCGAAAUGUUACUCUAUGGACAUGUCAAAAGAUAUCAUUCCAAUGUCUGUAUUUUCCGAGUCCAAGCAAGCUUCAGGAAGGCUUUCUGUUGAAGGGACAAUAUAUUAUAAAUUUGACAUGAAGCCUCAUAAUGAAAACCUAGAGGAGUAUGGGAAGCUCUGUCGUGAACGAACCAACAAGUAUAUGACAAAAACUCGACAGAUACAGGUUAUCGACAAUGAUAAUGGAGCACAUAUGAGGCCGAUGCCAGGAUUGAUUGCCUUCAGGCCCCCCUCACAAACUGAAAGGAAGAAAGCUCCGGUAAAAGGAUCAGACACAAAAAGAACCAGAAGGGAUCGCGGGGAGAUGGAAGACAUUAUGUUUAAACUCUUCGAGAGACAAUCGAAUUGGACUUUAAAGCAACUUAUUUCCGAGACAGACCAACCCGAACAAUUCCUGAAAGAUUUGCUUAAAGAUCUUUGCAUCUACAACAACAAAGGAUCAAACCAAGGGACUUAUGAGUUGAAGCCAGAAUACAAGAGAUCCACAGAGGCAUCCAAAUAG